AUGUCUCGGCUGUGGGUGUACGUGGUGAUCGCCGCGCUGGCCGUGGCGGUCACUCGCGCCUACCUCGUGCUCGUCCCCGACACCGCCCGACCUGGCCACGUUGUCAUCGAUGCCGCUGUCUACCGCCUUGGCUCAGAAAGAACGUACACUAUAGACGUUCACCGUACAGCCAACUUUGUCCAUCACAUUCUCCAAGUCAACAGGACAAGUGGCCUGGUCACCUUAAGAAAGAGGCUAAGAUGCGAUGGCGUUAUGUACCCAAAUCUCUUCACGUUCUACGUAGACUCAACAUCGGAACGGAUCCGUGACAUUGAGUAUUAUAGCCUCCCUGUAAGAAUUCUGGUCACUGGCGAAGACUGUUCCAGACGGCAUGCAGACCUCUACGAUAUAGAUUUUGAUAGAGUCUACGAUCAGAAUGAUGCCGCUCUUCAGUAUGAAGAUGAACCAGGAAGAGAAAAAAGAGAAGUAAUAUAUCCAGAGAGUAUAGACUGGAGGUUGUUAGAAGCUGAGGAAGUAGUCUCUAGUCAAUAUAGUGUUCUUUCAACUGCUUAUCCUUGGUCUAACGCCAUGUUCGAGGAUUUUGUAGCGAGAAAUAGAAGUAGGAGAAAACGAUCUCAUUCUUUAGUACCAUUUGAUAUGGCUGUAGAUGUAAAAAUAGCUGAAGCUAAGCAAUGGGUAACGGAGACCUAUGCAAGUUUUGCUAUACCAACCACGGAUCGAUGGCAAGGAAUAUGUCUGAAGAGGUCUCAGUUUGUAAAUUCUUUGACGGCCUUUUUACCGCGAACUGUUCAGAAAAUGUGUAAAGUGCAAUUUUUGGAUGUCAGCGAUCCUAGGUUCAUGAUUGAGAACAGCCAGGGCGAUUUAGUGACAACCAACGAUGUGUGUAUUCAGGAGCCGAUGUGGAAGGUGUCUAUUCUGUUCACGUUCAAUUGUGAGAAAACAAAUAUUAUCGACUCCGACCACAGACUGAAAAUAGUAUAUCACCAUCAAGAGUUAAACGAUACUGAUAUAGUCAAGAGAGUGAAACGGGAACUUCGAAACCAAUCGCCAUAUUUUGAGCAAGCAUUAUACGUGGCUUCUGUUGCUGAGGAACAACCGCCAGGGGUUGUCGUCACUUCAGUAAAAGCACGGGACCCAGAAAAUAGUCCGGUGUCGUAUUCCAUGUCGAGUUUAUUGGACUCUCGGUCCGCUGGUAUGUUCGCCGUGGACUCGAGGACUGGCGUCGUCACUACUCAAGCUAGACUCGACAGAGAGAGACUGGAUGUGCAUUAUUUUAGGGUGGUCGCGCAAGAUGACACUUUCCCUCCAAGAAGUGGAACAACCACUUUGCAGAUCAAUGUGCUAGACUGUAAUGAUCACUCGCCGGUAUUCGAAAUGCAACAAUACGAGGCAUCUGUUCGAGAAGGCGCCAGCGCAGGCACUACCGUGCUCACACUUAAAGCAACUGAUCAAGACAUUGGCAAGAAUGCAGAGGUGGAAUAUUCAAUUGAGUCUGUAUCAGCCGAGACUCUAAAUUUGGAAGACACCAAUGAGUCUAUAGAUACCAGCAACGAGCAGCCAGAUACUCAAGACGUGUUCAGAGUAGACGGCAGAAGUGGAGCAUUAUUGACUAGAUCCACACUGGACAGGGAGAAAGUAGCAAGAUAUACAGUGAUCGUGAAGGCCACUGAUCAGGCUAGCCCUAUCUCGGAUAGACUAUCAAGCACGGCUACAGUACAUGUGAACAUACUGGAUGACAACGACAACUACCCGCAGUUUAGUGAAAAAACGUACACGGUGAACAUCGACGAAGACAUUAGUGUUGCAGACAAUCCUGUUAUUGCUCGGAUAAAAGCAACGGAUGCGGACGUGGGCGCGAAUGCUGCGAUACGAUACGCUAUCAUCGGUGGUAAUACACAGAUGCAGUUCGCCAUAGACAGUCUCAGUGGAGAUGUGUCCUUAGUCAAACCUCUCGACUACGAGCAAGUCCGGAAUUACAGACUCGUUAUAAGAGCUCAAGAUGGUGGAAGUCCAUCGAGAUCCAAUACAACCCAGCUACUGGUGAACGUGAAGGAUGUAAACGACAACUCGCCCAGGUUCUACACCUCGCUGUUCCAGGAGUCCGUCAGUGAAAACGUGCCGGUCGGAUUUAGUAUAGUUAGAGUACAAGCUUAUGACGCGGAUGAAGGAGUCAACGCUGAAUUAACAUACACCCUAUCAGACAAAGAGUAUGGUGGUAAUAGCGAUAUGCCCAUCACGAUAGACCCCAGAUCCGGUUGGGUGUAUACAUCUGGACCCCUCGAUAGGGAGGUGCAAGCUAAAUAUCAACUGCAGGUAACUGCAACAGAUGGUGGCACGCCUCCGCGUUCAGCGACGGCAGCGGUGUCGGUGGUGGUACAGGAUGUGAACGAUAAUGACCCCGUGUUCGCGCCUGCGCAAUACGACGUGGAGAUAGCGGAAGACGAACCACCAGGCACUCCGCUUGUCACUGUCACUGCUACUGAUGCUGAUGAGGAUAACAGGCUCCACUAUGAGAUAACGGGUGGUAACACGCGCGGCCGUUUCUCGAUAACAUCACAAAACGGUCGCGGUGUAGUGACCGUCGCACAGCCGCUCGACUACAAACAAGAACGGCGGUACGUGCUGACCGUCACCGCUACGGACAGCGGAGGCCGCUCCGACACUGCACUUGUACAUGUAAACGUCACCGACGCCAACAACUACGCUCCAGUGUUCGAAAACGCGCCUUAUACAGCUGCGGUAUUCGAAGACGCACCAAUUGGAACCACGGUGCUGGUUGUGUCAGCGACUGACAGUGACGUGGGCGUCAACGCUCAGAUCACGUACAGCCUCAGCUCGGAGAUCUCUAACGAGGCCGUUGCUCACCACGAUCAGGAGUUCGUCAUCAAUCCGCAGACCGGCGCCAUUACCACGAAUAAGCUACUCGACAGAGAGACUAUGAGCGGCUACUUGCUGACGGUGACGGCGCGUGAUGGAGGCAUGCCCGCCUUAUCUGAUACCACAGACGUCGAAAUAUCAGUGGUCGACGUUAAUGAUAAUGCACCCGUCUUCAAACAGCAGUUGUACACCGCAAGCAUAAUGGAGGACGCGUUAGUAGGCACAUCGGUGACGCAGGUGAGCGCGUCGGACGCUGACGUGGGUCUGAACGGGCGCGUGCAGUACCGGCUGGGAGCGCGCGAGCGCGAGGACGGCACGUUCGCGCUGGACCCCGCGUCCGGCGUGCUGCGCACCAACAAGCCGCUGGACCGCGAGUCCGUCGCCACGUACGACCUGCGUGCGCUCGCGCUCGACGCCGGCUCGCCGCCGCAGAGCUCCACGGUAAUCAUACAUAUAAAAGUGGAGGAUAUCAACGACUCGCCUCCAGUGUUCGAAAGCGACUGCCUCACAUUCUACGUGCCUGAGAAUAGCCCCAUCGGUACUACAGUCGGCGAGAUAUACGCACGAGACCCGGACGAGGGACCCAAUGCUGUUGUGCAUUAUUCUAUCAAAGGUGGCGAUGACUCCAGCAGUUUCUCAUUGGAAACGCGUCAAGGCUCAGAUAAAGCUGAACUAGUGACAAUGGUCGACUUGGAUUACGAGAGUCCACGUAAGAAAUAUGAACUAGUCAUCCGAGCAGCCAGCCCUCCGCUGUGGAAUGAUGUCCGUGUUGAGAUUUUAGUGACUGACGUAAAUGAUAACGCACCGAUGAUGAAGGACUUUCAAAUCAUUUUCAAUAAUUAUAAGGACUGUUUUCCCGUGGGGCCCUUCGGGAGAGUUCCAGCAUUUGAUGCUGACGUCACAGAUAAGCUCCAAUAUCGGAUAUUGUCCGGUAAUAAUGCGAACUUGGUGCUUCUAAAUGAGACGACGGGCUCCAUGACACUCUCGCCACAACUAAACACCAACGUGCCUAAGCUAGCUACUAUGGAAUUAUCUGUCACAGAUGGAGUAAACGAGGUUAAAGCGGUGAUGCAACUCACUGUUCGUCUAAUAACUAAGGAGAUGCUAUUUAACUCCAUCACCGUGAGACUCAACGACAUGACUGCAGAACAGUUUCUAUCGCCACUACUGGGUUUCUUUAUCGAUGGCUUAGCUGCUAUCAUACCCUGCCCGAAGGAGAAUAUCUAUGUUUUUAGUGUACAGGAUGACACGGAUGUGACCGGGAAUAUAUUGAAUGUGUCGUUUUCUGCGAGACGGCCCGAUGCAGAAGUUGGUGUUGCGGGUGAUGCGUCUCAAUACUAUUCACCGACGCACUUGCGAGAGCGGGUGUACCUUCAUCGGGCUACACUUGCCAGGCUCGCUACUGUACAGGUACUACCGUUCGACGACAACGUCUGCGUACACGAGCCAUGCCUCAACUACGAGGAGUGCCUCACCGUGCUGCAGUUCGGUAACGCUUCGGGUUUCAUAGCCAGCGACAGCGUGCUCUUCCGCCCUAUAUACCCCGUCACCACUUUCACAUGCCAGUGUCCCAAGGGAUUUACAGGAUCACAUGAGCACUAUAUGUGCGACACAGAGGUGGACCUGUGUUACUCGUCGCCGUGCCAGAACCGCGGCGAGUGCAUCCGUCGCGAGGGUGGCUACACUUGCGUCUGCGCACCCGGAUACACUGGCGUGAACUGCGAGACGGUGUUGAAGAAGGCGACGUGCGACCCGGCGGGGGGCACCUGCCGCGGCGGGUCGCAGUGCGUGGCGCGGCGCGAGGGCGGCAUCCUGUGCCAGGGCUGCGCCAUCGACCCCGCCUACACCACGGACGUCUGCGAGCUGCGCGCCAGGAGCUUCCCCGUCUCCUCCUUCUUGACGUUCCCCGGACUCAAGCGGCGGCAUCGCGUACAUUUGAAGCUCAAGUUCGCGACGCAGUCAUCGUCAGGGCUGCUGCUGUACAACGGGCGGUACAACGAGCGGCACGACUUCGUGGCACUCGAGCUGGUCAGCAGCGGAGCGGGGGCGGCGGGCGGCGCGGGGCUGCGGUUCUCGUUCUCGCUGGGCGGCGCCCGAGCUGAGGUCACGCUCGCAGCGCACCUCUCAGACGGCAUGUGGCAUACUGUACAAGUUGAUUACUACAACAGAACGGCAACAAUGAUUUUGGAUGAUUGCGAUAAAGCGUUAGCGCUUGCCGGCGCCGCUGAAUUGGGACCUAAAUAUGCAUGUGCGAACGUCACCAGAAAAGUUCUACCUCCUCGCUGUGAUAUACCUACAGAGACUUGUCACAGGUUUCUGGACUUGACGGGUCCGCUGCAGCUCGGCGGACUACCGAAUAUACCAAGCAGUUUCCAAGUGAAGAACAAAGAUUUUAUUGGCUGUAUAUCCGAUUUUUAUAUUGAUCAUAAAUUUGUCGACUUAAAUAGCUUCGUGUCGGACAACGGCACGGUGGGCGGGUGUCCGGCGCGCGUGGCGCGGUGCAGCUCGUCGCCGUGCCACCACGCCGCCGCCUGCACCGACCUGUGGGCCACCUACCGCUGCCACUGCCCCGACGGGCGCACCGGCAAGGACUGCGCCGAGUCGACGUCUCCCCCGUGGCGCUUCAGCGGCGACGGAUGGCUGUCGUUCAACCCGCUGCUGCGGCCCAUCCAGCUGCCGUGGCUCAACGCGCUCUCAGUACGCACGCGACAGCGAGACGCCUUCCUUAUGUCCGUACAAGUUGGACAGAAUAGCACCAUCCUGCUCACUCUGAAAUCCGGGCUGCUCCACUACUCGUACAACGGCGAAGCGAUGUUCCUACCGUCUACUGACCUAGCAGAUGGGGAAUGGCACCGUAUAGAGGUCACGUGGCUCGGUACAGACAUCUCAGUGAGCAUAGACUACGGCCUGAGAACAGUUCUAUUGCCGAUGUUGGCCAAUAAAGUUCAGGGACAGUAUGUUGGCAAGAUUUUGAUCGGGGCACCAGAUACCACAGCUGGCUUAUUGGCGUCCGAUUACGGAUAUUUUGAAGGAUGCAUACAGGAUGUACGCGUUGGAACACCUCAGUCGUUACUCAAUCGGCCCACAGUGAGGGAAAACGUAAAGGAUGGCUGCCAAUCGCGAGCUGACUGCAUGCUCUCCAUAUGUCCACCCUACAGCACGUGCGUGACGUCAUGGGACCGCACGUGGUGCGAGUGCGAGAGCGGGCGAGUGGGAGCCACGUGCGCGCACGCGUGCUCACUGCCCGUGUGCGGGCCCAACGCCACGUGUCGCGCAGACUCGUCGCCCAAGGGAUACUCCUGCGUCUGUGAUGAUGGAUACGUACUCACUGAGUCGGGGUGUGUGUCGGCCUCAUCUGAUGAGUGCCCAGGCGGGUGGUGGAGCGCAGCCGGAAGAGCAUGCGGCCCGUGCGAGUGUGACCCGGCUCUCGGGUACCAUCCGCACUGUCAUCGACGCACCGGCGCUUGCCACUGCAAGGAGAACCACUACCGGCCGGCGGGCUCAGCGGCGUGCGUGCCGUGCGCGUGCUACGCAGCGGGCGCUGCGGGCGGCGCGUGCGCGGCCAGCGGCGGCCAGUGCGCCUGCCGCGCCGGCGUCGUCGGCCGCGCCUGCGACGCGUGCGCCAACCUGUACGCGGAGGUCGCCGCCGGCCUCGGCUGCCAAGUUGUCUAUGAUGGGUGUCCACGCUCGUUCUCUAAUGGUGUAUGGUGGCCAAGAACUAAAUUCGGAAUUGAAGCUGUUACGGAUUGCCCGACAGGAGCAAGCGGUAAAGCUACUCGUAUGUGCGAUAAAACUCAAGUGGUCCCUUGGCAGGAACCAGACAUGUUUAACUGUACCACAUCUACCUUCUACCAGUUGAGGCAACAGUUACAUAAGAUUCAAACUGGCGAGUUAACAGUGAAUACAUUCGUCGGAGUUCGUCUCGCCGAUGACCUCAAAUCUGCUUGUCUAAACACUCCACAUCUUUAUGGAGCUGAUAUCCUGGUAGCUGAAGGAAUAUUACUAGAGUUGCUGCAGUAUGAAUUAAAACAAGCUGGAUUGAAUCUCACGCAUAGUCAAGACAAGGAUUACGUUAAAAAUAUUAUCACAUCUGCGAAUACGAUACUAAACGGGCAAUAUGGGACUGAGUGGUCGCGUAUACGGAAGAUGUUGGGGCGCGGCGCGGAGGAGCUGGUGCAGCGCUGCGACCGCUACAUCGCAGCGCUUGCGCACACACAGCACGAUACAUACACUAGCCCCUUCGAAAUCGUCACUAGCGAUAUAGUAAUUGGAGUGGACAUAGUGACAGCAGAAUCCAUCUACGGUUUUGAGCCGACCCAACUGAACCGUUACAACAUCGAAACAUACACGACCGAGCGCGUCGUACUCCCCGACACGUCGGCUUUCAUACAUUCUCCCAUACAAGCCUCAUACGGCACUGGGAAGGUGAAGAAGAAACCCUCCAGUCCCACGGUCUCCUUCCCCAAAUACAACAACUAUGUGAAGAAUAAGAAUAAAUUUGAUAAGUACUCAAGAAUACUGCUUCCGUUGGAUUUGCUCGGCAUAACGAAUUAUCAAGAAAAUACUGACACAAACUAUGAAUCGCGUGCAGUAUUCGCUUACCUCCAGUACUCCAAAAAUACCUCAGAACUUAUGCCAAUGCGUAUGGAUGAGUCAGUGAGCCAACGAUGGGGAGUCAACAUUACAAUUGGCUCUCCAAUACUUCAAGUUGCCCUAUUCGUGCCCGAAUAUGUGUGGAUAAGAGAAUCGCAUGAAAGCAAGGAUGAUAACUCUAUGGAAAAUAACGCCGAUGAUAUGGAAGGAAUAACUUAUGCUAAUAAAGGUCAUAAAUCAAAUACCAAUAACCACAUUAGUCUAAAUCUACCGUCCAAAAACACAUGGUCUCACGACGAUGAGACGUCAAAUCACGAGAACCACGGACCUAUACUUAUACAGCCAGCGUUCAAGAAACAAGAAAAAAUCGCUUACACCGAUGACAACCUUCAAGAAAACGAAUCUAGUUAUGUCGCUGAUAAAAAUGUAGUAGAAGGGCCUAAAGUGAUGGCUUUGUCUAUGGAUUCUGAGGAUAGAAAUAAGGAUAGCACGAAUUCAACUCGAGAUGUUGGAAAGAAAAAGUUGAUAUACAAAAGUAUGGGUGGUAUAAGAUUGAAGAAACCGAUAAGAUUACAGAUGUGGCUCGAUAUCGAUAAAGAGACAUUUGGUUCUAGAACUAAUCCACAAUGUGUUCACUGGUCAACUUUGAGAGGUUUCGGCGAGUGGUCCCGCGUGGGUUGCCACACUGAAAUUGACUACGACUGGUCUCCGUACUCUAACGAGCCGCUCCUCAUCAACUGCACCUGCAACCAUCUCUCCACCUUCGCUGUACUCGUUGACGAAGUUGACAUAGAGUUUAUCCCAGAGCCAUCUUUACUGGAGUCAGUGACAUCGUACACUGCGUUCAGUAUAUCGCUUCCGCUAUUGUUUAUGACUUGGGCGGCGUUAUGUCUCGUGCGAGGCGGCGCGGCCACCGUCUCCAACUCUAUACACAAGCAUCUAAUCUUCUCCGUGUUUAUGGCGGAGUUGUUGUAUCUCAUUGCUAUGAAGGCGAGAAAUACCUUAGUACAGAAUGAGUUCUCGUGCAAGCUGACGGCGAUGGGGCUGCAGUACUGGUGGGCGGCGGCGCAGGCGUGGGCGGCGUGCGACGCGUGGCAGGUGCGGCGGCUGGUGCGCGAGGUGCGCGACGUCAACCACGGCUCGCUGGCCGCGCCGCUCGCCGCCGGCUACGCCGCGCCCGCAGUGCUGCUCGCGCUCGCCGCCGCGCACCACCAGCACCAGUACGGGAACGCGCUCUUCUGCUGGGUGAGCUGCCACGAGCCGGUGGUGUGGUGGGUGGUGGCGCCGGCGGCGGUGUGCGCGGCCGCAGCGGUCGUGUGGCUCGCCGCCGCCACGCGCGCCGCCUUCACCGUGCGCGACCACGUCGUCGGCUUCGGGAACCUCAGGCUGGUGGUGGGCGUAAGCGUGGCGUGCCUGCCGCUGCUGACGGCGGCGUGGGCGAGCGCGCUAGUGCUGGCCAGCGAGACGGGCGCGCGUCGCGCAACACCGGCGGCGCUGCUGGCGGCCGCGGUGGCCGCGCACGCCGCGCUCGCCGCGCUCGGCCUCGUGCUCGCCAACGUGCGCGUGCGCGACAACCUGCGCAGAACCAUCCUUAGAUGCAUGGGCAAGAAAGUACCUUUGGUCGACACAUCUAUUAUUGUUAGCAGCAGCGCUCAAAAUUUGUCGCAAAUAAAUAGAUCAGCACUGGCCUACCACAGCAGUACAGAGCCAGGUCGACAAAUGCGCAAUAUUGGCAUAUCAGCAUCAUCAACAACAUCUAGGUCUACUACGAAAACAAGUUCCAGUCCUUACAGUCGCAGUGAUGGGCAGCUACGUCACACGAGCACAUCAACGUCAAACUACAACACGAGCGCGAGCGACAUGCCCGCUUAUCUUAGAGGGUUUGAUUCAUCAUUACACAGUAGAAAGGAUGAUGAGAGCCGCCGCCGCCGUAAGGCAGCCGCUGAGGCGGCGGAGGCCGGCGAGACCGGAGAAACAGCAGAGGAAGCGACCGAGGCCACCGACAGCGACAGCGAGAGCGCGCGCAGUCUCGAGCUGGCCUCCAGCCACUCGUCCGACGACGACGAGACCAGCACGCGCCGCUCCAGCCAUCCGCCAUCUGCCACCAGGGAUCGUGGUAAUAGCAGCGCAGGUGGCAGCUACUUACCAAAUAUAACCGAAGGUGCACCGUUAGCCAUUCCUCCAAGAUGGCCGUCGCACAUGAGAGAAGAACCGGGCCGCCAAGAUAUGGGACGAUGGUCCCAAGAGACUGGAUCAGACAACGAGGGACUAAAUCCCGGACUGGCUUCACCGUCCCCCAACCCACUGCCGAACCCUGAUUUAACGUCAGACGUGUACCAGUUGAGUCGACACCGAUUAAAGCCAUCCAUACUGGAAAACGUACACGACACAUAUGUGGCUAGUGUCGAUGCUUCCAGACUACCGUUGGAUAACAGAUAUGGUGUAAUGGAUGAGGAACUUAUGUAUGGUGUACUAUCAACGGAAACGGAGAAACAAAUGCCAUACGAUCCCAAUUACCCUAUCUCACCAACCAUGUACCGGUUACCCGGUAACCCCUACGGCUCCAAAACUUACUUGUCAUCUAGAACGUCCGACUAUGGGUACAGUCCGACCAAGUAUAUGAACCCAGAAACAAAUAUGUACGGAUCACGUGAUUUCCGGGAAACGGGGGUUACCACGAGAGAGCACGAUGGUUAUCCACCGCGGGAUUUUAGAGAUUCCGGCAUCGCUACCAUGUUGAAAAAUGACUAUCAGAGGAAAAUGGAGAGUCACUACGGAGCGGAAUAUAACGAGAGGAUGUCAGAAGGAUCUGAUUCCCAUCGUCCUCAUGAUAAAUACCUAUUUCCCUACACGGCGGAGGAAGAUCACGCGAGCACCCGCGGGGCAGCAGCCGUCCCCAACCGUACACAAGCAGGCGAUCCACCGCAACAGAUGGGGGCGCCACUAGCAAGUAUGGGAGAAACCAGCGAGAAAUCUACUACUGAAGAUGACGCCGAGACAAGAGUUUAAGACAUUAUAG
Achroia grisella is the source of this 10489-nucleotide messenger RNA. It is a transcript of the gene stan, whose product is annotated as protocadherin-like wing polarity protein stan. The transcript has 55 exons. Gene Ontology annotation, molecular function: calcium ion binding; G protein-coupled receptor activity. Gene Ontology annotation, cellular component: plasma membrane. Lineage: Eukaryota; Metazoa; Arthropoda; Insecta; Lepidoptera; Pyralidae. The record is from RefSeq and is a predicted model, not a curated record. Gene Ontology annotation, biological process: G protein-coupled receptor signaling pathway; cell surface receptor signaling pathway; homophilic cell-cell adhesion. Bases 1 to 10479 code for a protein of 3492 amino acids.